Messenger RNA from Megalops cyprinoides (Indo-Pacific tarpon), 2922 nucleotides. It is a transcript of the gene pcdh8.1, whose product is annotated as protocadherin 8. The transcript is spliced from 4 exons. Bases 1 to 2922 code for a protein of 973 amino acids. NCBI's taxonomy places the organism in Eukaryota, Metazoa, Chordata, Actinopteri, Elopiformes, Megalopidae. Gene Ontology annotation, molecular function: calcium ion binding. The record is from RefSeq and is a predicted model, not a curated record. Gene Ontology annotation, cellular component: plasma membrane. Gene Ontology annotation, biological process: homophilic cell-cell adhesion.
AUGAGUUCUUACAAACUUAGAACAGAAGCUGCAAGUGUCCUGUUUUUUAUUGCGCUAUGCUGUGUGGAAAGUACGACAACGAAGUACUACACCUACGAAGAAGAUGCUCCUGGCACGGAGAUUGGAAAUCUGUCGCAGGAUUUGAAGAUCGACCCGGCGGAGGACCCAGAGACAAGUUUUCGAUUUAUGCAGAAGGGAAACUCUUCUCUGAUUCAAAUGCGACAGAUUGACGGACUUUUAACUGUCGGAGAGAUAAUUGACCGGGAGCAACUUUGCCCUCAAUCACCUCGAUGCAUGAUUACGUUUGAUGUCGUCGCCUUCUCCAAAGAAAAGUUUCAACUGAUUCAUGUGGAGAUCGAGGUGAAAGACAUUAAUGACAACUCACCCAAGUUCCCACACAACGAAACGUACCUCGAGAUUUCCGAAGAUGUAUCGGUGGGCACGCGAUUCCCGCUGGACAUUGCAGUCGACCAAGAUGUCGGCAGCAACUACAUCCAAAGUUUCCAGAUUUCCUUUAACACCCAUUUUGCUGUGGAAACACGGAGCCGAGAGGACGGGGUUAAAUAUGCAGAACUUGUACUAGUGAAUCGACUGGACAGGGAAGUAGAGGAUUCUUACACAAUUCAGGUGACAGCUACGGACGGAGGGAGUCCCCACAGGUCAGGGUCAAUGACUGUCCAUAUCAGAGUUCUGGAUUCCAAUGACAACAGCCCGGCUUUUGAGCAUAGCUCCCUCAAAGUCGAGCUUUAUGAGGACUCACCCGUCGGUUUUCUUCUCCUUAAAGUACAUGCCUUUGACCCAGACGACGGUCUUAAUGGUGAGGUAGUGUAUGCUUUUGUUGAAGAUUCAUCAAACGAGGUAAAGCAGGUGUUUCAAAUUGACCAAUUUUCCGGCGCCGUCACCCUAAAAGCAUUGGUUGAUUAUGAGACCAAGAGGUCGUAUGAACUGAAUAUCAAGGCUUAUGAUUUAGGCGUAAACUCGGUCCCGUCUACUUGUAAGGUUGUUGUGGAAAUCGUAGACGUAAACGACAACCCACCAGAAAUCAGCAUUAAACCGAUGACUUCCACGAGUGAUGGAGUCGCGUACAUUACAGAGGCCGCUGCGGAGGAGAGUUUUGUGGCUUUAAUUGGCACCUCGGACAGAGAUUCCGGCUCAAACGGGUACGUGCGCAGCAGUUUGCACGGGCACGAGCAUUUCAAACUGCAACAGGCUUACGGUGACACCUUCAUGAUCGUUACGACCACAACUUUGGAUAGGGAAAAAAUUCCAGAGUACAACCUAACUGUUGUGGCCGAAGACCUGGGCUCUCCCCCCUUCAAAACCAUAAAGCACUAUACAAUCAGAGUAACUGACGAAAACGACAACCCUCCCCUUUUCAGCAAGGCAGUCUAUGAAGUUUCAGUUAUGGAAAAUAACGUCCCCGGCUCGUACAUCACCACUGUAGUAGCCAGAGAUCUUGAUAUGGGCAACAACGGCAAAGUCACCUACAAACUCAUAGAUGGAGAAGUGCUUGGGGGUGCACCUUUAUCAACAUUUGUCUCUGUAGACCCAGUUUCAGGGUCACUGUAUACCGUUAGGUCUUUUAAUUACGAGUCAGUGAAGCAAAUUGAAGUCCGCAUCCAGGCCUCUGACAGGGGCUCCCCUCCUCUGUCAAGUACUGCCUUAAUAAGAAUCAAAGUGAUAGAUCAGAAUGACAACGCCCCACAUAUUACAUAUCCCAUUUUAAGCAACAGCUCUGCUGACGUGGCUAUACCUGUAAACGCACCUCCUGGUUACCUCGCUCUUCACGUCAAGGCGCGAGAUGCAGACGAGGGUGUGAACGGCAAGCUCACUUUCGAAAUUUUAGAGGAUGAACAGAUGCUUUUCUCUAUCAACAAGGAGAGCGGCGAGAUUGUUCUGAAGUAUGGCCUGACUCUCGUGUGUGGAGACGUGCUGCAUGUCAAGAUCGGUGUCUGUGACAGCGGGAGAUUGCCUCUGUCGACCAGUGCCACUUUCCGGUUUGUAGUGACAGAAAUGCAGCCGUUGGAAGACCAGAUAGUCGUUGUUCUGAAGUCGGGCGAGGAGGAGCUGUCGGAGCUGGACGUGUCGCUCGUCAUUAUCAUUAUUCUUGGCGGGGGUUGCGGUCUUUUGCUAAUAGCAAUCGUGGCUGUUGCACUUUCAUGCAAGUUAAACCGAAAGGGGAGAGAUUAUGACUCAAAGAAAAACGGCACACGCGGCCUUUUUGAAAGGGAUCAUCUCCCCAUACACAACUCAGGAGAUUCCAAUGUGUUCACUGCAUCCCGAGUCGACGACCACAGUACGUCUUCACAUCACGAGUCCAGCAGCCUUUAUUCAGACAGAAGUGGAGAUUCGCAGACCAAGGUCUUCCUGCCUUCUUUCAACAUGAAGCCCUUUGAAGCAGUAUCCCUGUGGCCCUGUGAAAAAUAUAACUUGCAGCUCAGUGGCAUUGGGAACACAGACCAGCUGAGCGUGAAGGACAGUGGUAAAGGGGACAGCGACUUCAAUGACAGCGAUUCUGACAUCAGUGGGGAGGGAUGCAGGAAAAAUUCCAGCACAUUUCACCCCCGGGCAAACAGUUCAUUUCUCUCAGGCAGCACCAUUGCUGUGGAUCGGCAGGAGAGAUCCCGUGUUAUCCCCACUCACACCACUGCCCCCCGUGGGAGUGGGUACACUAUAGCUUUUUCCCAAACGCCGGCCUACAGCAGCCCUCAUUCUUAUGGCACCACUUGGAGAGACUCAAGCUACGGAGCCAACAACCCCAGAGCCAGAGUCAUGCUACAGACAUUUCCCCGGGCAGGAACAUUGCUCCCAUCCUUCUGUCAGUCAGAGCGGCAGGCAAACACCUGUCAUGAAGCUAUGGACUCACAGAGCCAAGAUGUCUCAACAUCACCCCCGCUGGCAGAGGUUGCUACUACCUUUUAA